AUGGCGCCCAAAGGGGUCCUCCCAGACACGGAGGCGCCACUAGGGGCCAUCACAGAAACGGCAGUGCAACUACAGGGCCCCCCCCCAAAGGCGGGGGCGCCUCCAGAGGCCAUCCCAGGGGCAGCGGCACCUCCAGGGGCUUUUCCAGGGGUGGUGGCGCCUCAGGGACCCUCUCGCGGUGCGGAGGCGCCCCAGGGACCCGCCCAGGGUGGUGAUACCCCCAGAAGCCGUGCCAGCAGAGAUGACACCCCCAGGGGCCCUCACAAGGACGGUGGUGCCCCCAAGGACCCUCCCAAGUGCGGCAGCACCCCCAGGGACCAUUCCAGAGGCGGUGGCGCCCCCAUGGGCUCUCUCACGGGCUAUGGCUCCAAUAGGGACCCUCCCAGGGGAGGUGGCACUCACCCUGUGGGCCCUGCUAGCAGCGAUGGCGACCCUAUGGGCCCUCAAAAGGGCGGCGGCGCCCCUGAGGGCCCUCCCCGAGUUCCAACUAGUGCUAAAACAACUGCCGCCAGAGGACUUUCCAGGACCUCUAACGUCCCCAAGCACCUUCUCAAGAGCGGGGGCGCUUCAAGGGGCCCUCCCAGGAGUUGUGGAUCCCCCAGGGGCCCUUCAAAAGCUUUGGCGCCCCCAGGGGUCCUCCCAGAUGAGGAGGUGCCCUUACAGGCACUCACAUGGGCGUAG
Homarus americanus (American lobster) is the source of this 681-nucleotide messenger RNA. Its product is annotated as basic salivary proline-rich protein 2-like. The coding region runs from base 1 to 681 and encodes 226 amino acids. Lineage: Eukaryota; Metazoa; Arthropoda; Malacostraca; Decapoda; Nephropidae. The record is from RefSeq and is a predicted model, not a curated record. The transcript has 2 exons.